Messenger RNA from Lactuca saligna, 609 nucleotides. The record is from the annotation of a GenBank genome assembly. NCBI's taxonomy places the organism in Eukaryota, Viridiplantae, Streptophyta, Magnoliopsida, Asterales, Asteraceae.
CUCCUGUAUCCGCCAAGAAACAUUUACCCUCUGCAUUCAUCUACCGGUUCUGUAUUAACCAUAAUACUUCAUCCAUAUUUUUAUCUAUUUCAUUCAUCUCCGUCUUCCUGCAUCAACAAUUGGAUGUCGAAACCCUAAUCUUCAUUCGUCAACAAUUUACAGCGUCCAUUCCUAUAAAGCUUAAAAAGUCAGGUGACAAUCUAUGGUGAUAUUUAUGACAGCUACCAUGAUCUUGCAGGGGACGUGCCUUGCCCUUGCCUUUGCCCUAAUAAUUUUUCAUCCGUUUCUUUUUUCCUUUCUACUCCAUCGACCCCCCCCCCCUUUUCUCCUACCUCUCGAUCUGCAGUAGAAGAUUAUGAUCUUCAAAACUCGUCUUGUGUUCUCCCAUCCGCAAUUGAUGAAGCCGCCGCCGGCUUCAAUGACUCCGUCGUCUUCGACGCUUUCGCCAUCUUCGACGCCGCCACCAUCGACUCCAAUUUUUCCAGUCUAUACAAAUGGGUGUUUGAGUUUACAAGAAGUAGAGUCGUGUUCAUGUACACAACUAAGUCAUUCAAGGUUCUAGAGGAUUGUUCAACUGUUUUGGUGCUGCAAGUAUCUGGAGGUAUAUGA